AUGAGCGAGAACGGCAUGUGGCUCGUACAGCUGCCUACUUACUAUGCGAGCCCAGAAAAUAGUAGAAAUGCUUCACCAAGAUAUCACGAUGCAUCGAUGGACGAUGCAUCGGAUGCUGGCUCUCUGUUCCGGGUGACGGGCACUGGCGGCGCUGGGAAAAACGAGCUGGUGGCGCGGGGUGGAAGCGGAGGCGCCCUAGCGCUAUCUCGCGCGCCCGUUGGUGGCAGCGCGAGCCCCGCGCCCGCACCAUUGCCGCAGCCAGCGCCGUCGCCCGCACCCGCCGCGCUGCCGCCGCCCGCGCUACCCCCGCCGCCCUUCCGCGCGGACACACCGCACCGGCCCAACGGCGCGCAUAUCCCCGCGCUCGAUGGCCACGCCGCCACGCAGAUACCUUCUCGACCCGUCGGCGCCGCGGGCCCAGACACCCCCGAGCGGCCCGCCAGCAACAACAAGCUGCAGCCGGGCGCCCGCGCUGCAGCCGACAGUCCCACACCGGCCCCGCCGGCGCCGCCCGCGCCUUCCCCGCUCUUCCCCUCGCACACAGCUUACCAGGCGCACGCGACCGCCGCGCUGCCCGACUACCGGCACACGAAUCAUGAGACGCGGACGGAGGCGGGCGAUCCGGGCGCCGCGCCGCUGGACCUGCACGCGCACCACGCGCCGCGGCCGCACGCGCCUCCCUCACCAUCCCCGCACCCGCAUCCGCACCCUAGUCUCCCUGGCCGUGUGCCGCCGCAAUCACACCCCGUCAUGCCCGGACACGACGUUCGGAAUGCCCCACCCGUCUCGCAACCGCAUCCUUCCAUUCCUUCCUCGUAUCCGAACCGCAUCGGCAGCGUACCCCAAACCGCGCCGCUCGCCGCUCCCUCCUCCAACUCUACCUGUCUUCCGAAUCAAAACGUACCUGGCCGGCCCCACUCACCGAAUGCCCCGACUUCGCGUCCAUACCCCGUUUCGGCUAUCGGGUCUAGUCAUGUAAACUCCAGUCUAAGUUCCAGUGUUCACAGUCAUUCGAUACCUUAUCAAAGUCAAACGAGUUUACAGAAACAUUCCGUUCAAUCGGUUUACGCGAAUCGACCCUCGCAUCUUUCGACGUUCAGCGUAUCUAAUCAUAUUUCCUCCAAUCACAUACAAUCUUCUACAGCUAACCAACAGAUGCCUACACAUUUGAGCCAUUCGAUCAACAGUCAUUCCAUUAUAAGUCACCAAAACAAUAUUCCCAUGAGCAACUCCAAUCCGUUAGCGACUUCCACUCCGAAUCACACCAGCUCGCCACUCUCUCUGGCAACCACGACAGCUAGUUCAGUAUCGAGUUACAUGGGCUUAAAACACCCGGGUCUCAAUUUACCUCCUCACUCUACGUCCCUUGGGCCACCAGUCUCCAUUAUACAGUCCGUGAAUCACGUGGAUGCUCCAACGACGACUAGCGCACCGGCAAUAGUGGCUUCCUCGAGUAGUAACAAUCAUCCACUGGCGCCACCGAUCAUUGAUUCAAGGCAGACGGCAGUAUCGUCAAGUGAACUGCCGUCGAGAAGCGAAGGCCCAAUCAUCAGCAGUUCACUUUCCUCCAACGGCUUCCCACCACCGGCUGUCUACUCUGGGAGCUCAUACCCGCCACUCUACGCGCCUUACGCUACUACAUUACAACAUAGUCCCUAUUUACCACCCGCGGCUGCGUCACCUAGAAACACUACCGACACGAGAACAACUCUGUCAGCGUCUCCGCUGGUGGCGCCUAAGACGCCAAAGGGCGUGCGACCGCACACACCAGGCUCGCUAGGCGCGGCGGGGGCUCACGCGCCGCUGUCCUACUCACCGCGCGGUCACAGCCCAGGGAGGGAGCGAGAGAGUUACAGCAGCAACAUCAGCAGUUUGUCACGAAGUACACCAGCGUCGGCGGCGAGUGCGCCAGUAUCAGCAUCAACGCUGACAACGCCGCUUGCCGCUCCGUUAGCAGCACCGCUCGCCGCUCCGCUCACCGCACCGCUCGCUGCCCCGCUCGCCGCCCCGUUGGCUGCCCCGCUCGCUGCACCAUUACCGACACCGUUGGCAGCUCCACUUACGUCAUCUCUGGGCGGGCUGGGCAGCGGGUUGGGCAGCGGGUUGAGCAGCGGUCUGAGCAGUGGACUUGGAGCGGGGCUGACGGCUCCGCUGGCUGCGCCCACGCCCACGCCGGCCGCGCCGCCCGCGCACCUCACGCACUCGCUCGCGCCCGUGCCCACCGUGCCCAGCAUUAGCUCCAGUGCCAAGCCGCCCGCGCACUGGGGGGUAACCAGGCCAACGGCAGCGGACCGUACAGCUUUUCCACCAGCACCGCCGCUAUUCGGAGCACCGCUUGCGCCGCCUAAUCCCAAUCCGUUCUCAGCUGAAUCACUUUUUCAAUCCAGCCCGGGCGCGGACCUGCUACGUCGCGAGCUAGACAACCGGUUCCUGGCGGCGGCGGGUGCGGUGGGCGUGGGGUCGGUGGGCGUGCGGACGGAGCUGCACCACCACCAGCACCAGCACACGCACGUGCACCAGCACCCGCCGCACGCGCCGCCCGCGCCUCACGCGCCGCACGCGCCGCACGCACCGCACGCGCCGCACCACCCCCACCAACUGCUCGUGCCGCACUCGCCGCUGUACAAAGAUAUGGGGAAAAUGACAUCACUUUACCGGACAGGGCUGGGUCUUGGUUAUCCAUACUCCUCAAGUUUGUUACAUCCUACUGCGCCUUACGUACCUCCAGCACCACUCACUACUUAUGCACCUAAGAAAACUGGCAAAUGGAACGCAAUGCACGUUCGCAUCGCGUGGGAAAUCUACAACCAUCAACAGAAAGAGAAGUCGGGCGGCGGCGGCGGCGGCGCGCUGUCGGGCGGCGACAAGGACAAGCUGCGAGCGUUCCCGGCGCCCGCGCCGCCGCCGCCCACCUACCGCUCGCCUUACGAGCUGCCGCCCGCGCCCUACCUGCCGCACCACCCGCACCUAGGGGUGUCGCCGUUCGCGCGGUACGGCGCCGGCGCCUAUCCGGGGGCGCCGACCGCGUUCGGCCUCUCGCCGUACGGCCGCGACCUGGCACUGUCCUCGUCGCUGCACGGCGUGCACCACGCGCCGCCCCUGGGUGCGCUGCACGACGCGUGGCGCGGCGUGCGCCCGCCCGUGUCGGCCGCCGCCGAGGUGCGUCGCGAGCACGAGGAGCGCGAGCGCGCGCGCCGCGAGCGGGAGGAGCGCGAGAGGCGGGAGCGCGACGAGCGCGAGCGGCGCAAGGCGCGCGAGCGGGAGAUGGAGCGCGUCCGCACGCGCUCGCCGCUGCGCAACGGCGUGCCGGAGCCUCCCAAGGACGAGCGCAAGGAGCCACCGCGCCCGCCGCCCGCGUUGCCCACGUACCCGCCGCCACCGCCCUGGGACCCGUACCGCUCCUUCGACCCGCUGCAGCACAUGAGGUUCGCGCCGCUCGUGGAGGCCGCCAUCCGCGCCGAGGAGGACCGCGCGAAGAUGUUGAGCGCGUAUGCGCACCACCAGCAGCUGAAGUCGGGCCCGCUGCUGCACCGGGGGCUGCACGGCGCGCACGCAGGGCACGCGGCGCACGCGCACGCGGCGCACGGCGGGCACGGCGCGCACGGCGGCCACGCGGCGCACGGCGCGCUGCCGCUGGGCGCGCACGGCCCGCUGGCGCCCCUCGCGCCGCUCGCGCCGCCGCUGGCGCCCCUGGCCCCGCUCGACCUGCUCAAGAAGGAGGAGCCGCGAUGA
Molecule: messenger RNA, 3732 nt
Organism: Parnassius mnemosyne (clouded apollo)
Lineage: Eukaryota; Metazoa; Arthropoda; Insecta; Lepidoptera; Papilionidae
Source: the annotation of a GenBank genome assembly